UGAUUUGAUUUUCAACCUUAAAAUCACAAAUGGAUCCUGACAUGACUUUGCUCCUCUUCUUCCUUGGAUGCAGCCUCAUCGCCUGCUCUAAGUUUCCUCUCCGUCAGUACCACUACGUUGACAUGGUAAUGACCUGGACUGAUGCUCAGCAUUACUGCAGAGAGAAUUACACUGACCUGGCUACUUUUGAAAACAUGGAGGACAUACACAGACUGAACAGACCUCAACUGUCCAGCACAUGGACAUGGAUUGGACUGAGGGAUGCCCAAAAAUCCUGGAAGAGAACUAUGGGUAAUGACGUGAACUCCUGGAGGUGGUCAGCAACUGGUGAAACAAGCAAAAGUGGAUAUCACAACUGGGAGACAUAUCAACCAGAUUAUUACCAAGGCAAAGAGACAUGUGUGAUGAUGGCCUCUAAUGGACAAUGGUUUGAUCAACCUUGUCAUUUAUUGAAACCUUAUGUUUGUUAUUCAGAGAUAAACGAAACACAGAAAACCUACAUGUACAUUGACACUGAGCGAUCAUGGUUUAAGGCUAGGACAUACUGCAGGACUCACCACACGGACCUGGCUAUGAUUGAGAACUCCACUGAAAACACAGAGGUUUACUUCACAAAACCAACCAGUGCUAGUGCAUGGAUCGGCCUGUACCGUGAACCAUGGACAUGGUCUGACCAGACACGGAUAUCUUUUACAAACUGGAAAAGUACAGCGCCAGAUAACUAUUAUAGCCAGCACUGUGCAGCUGAGAGUAACCUACAUAUUUGGAAUGAUCUCAGAUGUCGGGAUAAGUUCACAUUCCUCUGCCAUGAAGUUUCCAUACUGAAGACCACAGUGAGGAUGAUGAUCCAGACUGAUGCUGAUAUAACCGAUCCAUCUACUAACAACCAGAUCCUCCAACAGCUUGGCUCGGUUUUACAAAGUCAGGGAUUCACUGGCUUCACUCUGCAGUGGAAGCUUCAACCCAAGAAACAACCACCUGAGACCCUCAACACUCCAUACGCUUAAGAUGUUUUCUAAAAUAUACAAAG
Messenger RNA from Sphaeramia orbicularis (orbiculate cardinalfish), 1030 nucleotides. Its product is annotated as macrophage mannose receptor 1-like. Lineage: Eukaryota; Metazoa; Chordata; Actinopteri; Kurtiformes; Apogonidae. Bases 30 to 1007 code for a protein of 325 amino acids. The transcript has 6 exons. The record is from RefSeq and is a predicted model, not a curated record.